AUGUGCCCGCCCGAGGCCCAGGCGGAGGUGGGCCCCACCAUGACCGAGAAGGCCAAGAUGGUGUGUGCUCCCAGCCUGGUGCCUGCCCCGCCCCCAAAGCCUGCCUCGCCUGGACCCCCAAAGGUGGAGGAGGUGGGCCACGGAGGCUCCUCCUCACCACCCAGGCUGCCCCCUGGUGUGCCAGUGAUCAGCCUGGGCCACACCAGACCCCCAGGGGCAGCCAUGGCCACCACAGAACUCAGCACCCUCCGUCCCCCACUGCUGCAACUCUCUACCCUGGGAACCGCCCCACCCACCCUGGCCCUGCAUUACCACCCUCACCCAUUCCUCAACAGCCUCUACAUUGGGCCAGCAGGACCUUUCAGCAUCUUCCCUAGCAGCCGGCUAAAGCGGAGACCAAGCCACUGUGAGCUGGAGCUGGCUGAGGGGCAUCAGCCCCAGAAGGUGGCCCGGCGUGUGUUCACCAACAGUCGGGAGCGCUGGCGGCAGCAGAAUGUGAACGGCGCUUUCGCUGAGCUCAGGAAGCUGCUGCCAACGCACCCGCCCGACCGGAAGCUGAGCAAGAACGAGGUGCUCCGCCUGGCUAUGAAAUACAUUGGCUUCCUGGUGAGGCUGCUGCGCGACCAGGCGGCGGCUCUGGCCGCAGGCUCCGCCCCUCCAGGGCCCCGUAAGCGGCCGGCGCACCGAGGCCUGGACGACGGCGGUGCCCGUCGCGGGCCGUGUCGCAGGGCCGAAGUAGUGGUGCGCCCCCAGCCCGCGCCUUCCAGCGGCCCCGACAGCAGCCGCGGCGGGGCGGGCCGACCCAUCAAGACAGAACAGGCGGCUGUGAGCCCAGAGGUGCGAUGA
Messenger RNA from Rangifer tarandus platyrhynchus (Svalbard reindeer), 846 nucleotides. NCBI's taxonomy places the organism in Eukaryota, Metazoa, Chordata, Mammalia, Artiodactyla, Cervidae. The record is from the annotation of a GenBank genome assembly.